This is a messenger RNA of Symbiodinium necroappetens, 552 nucleotides long. Lineage: Eukaryota; Dinophyceae; Suessiales; Symbiodiniaceae. The record is from the annotation of a GenBank genome assembly.
GUACCAUGGAUGAUUCCAGAUGAGCUUGGCGUGGAGGUUCUGGUCCUUUGUGUAUUCUUGAUCCUCAAGACCGAGGGGCUACGCCUCGAUGAGGUUGCUAUUGAUGCAAGCAAUGCGAGCACGGCCAAAUUCCGUGUUCCACUUCGGCUUGGUGUGUUCAAGCUGGGUCUACAAACAAGCCUUUUGGCUUGGACGCUUGGGGGCCAAGACACCAAAGAGAUCGGUGUUGUGGUCUUCAAGCAAGGGAAAAGUGUCGGGGCGACCUGGUACAGCGAUACCGGGCAAUAUCCUUUCGGCUUCGCGCUUCGCUAUGCCAAGCUUAUCCCAAGCUUCAAGAAAUCGCCGAUCCAGUGGCGACAGGAUGCCCAGCAGGUGGACAACUUCCGAUUGGAUCAUUGCAAAGCGUAUCUGUGUCAGCACAUCCCGGCUGAUCUGUGGAAGGAUGCGCAAAUCAACGAAGUCAUUGAGUACUUAUACUCAAACAAGGAGCUGCAGCUGACACCAGAACAGAAGGAGAUGGUUCGCGGGCUGUCGCGUGACUUCGCCGGCUAG